CUUCCAAACCUCUCUCCGUUGCAGGAGGCCUUCGGUGACCUGGCGAUGUUUUUCUACGACAAGCAUGGGGGAGAAGUGAUGGGAGUCCUCUGGAAGCCUUCGGCCUUCGAACCACAGCCUUUCAAGGCGCUGAGCAUGAAAGGAAGAAUGAUAUCCGCCCUCACCCCUGAGCCUCUGACAGUUCCCAAUGUGGAGGCCAUUUUGGAAGACUUCAAGAUUUUGGGAGAAGGAUUGGUCAAAUCAGUAGAGGCUCGUACAGAGAAAUGGUCCAUUUAGAAUCUUUGGGAACUUUGUGCUGCAUGUAUAAAGCGUUGUCCAGGGUGUGUUCUCACCCAUAACUUUUUCCAGUUAAAACUGUCUUAUAAGAAAGGUAUUUUUAUUACAUACAAGCUUCUCUCGAUCCUGUUUCCUCCUAUAAGACUCAUCCAGUUUUGAGAAACCUGACCUCCCUAAUAAAGGACUCUGUUAUUGUAGAAACUCUAUUAAAUCCUCUUCCUGCCACCUUUCGAGGCCAAGGAAAUAACUGGAACAUUUCCCUUUAUUCGUCUAGUGGAAUUCUAAUUAAAACAUCACUCUCUCUUAAAACCGUCAAGGUGUGAAA
This is a messenger RNA of Lacerta agilis (Sand lizard), 601 nucleotides long. Its product is annotated as nucleolar protein 6-like. The record is from RefSeq and is a predicted model, not a curated record. The transcript is spliced from 2 exons. Gene Ontology annotation, cellular component: small-subunit processome; CURI complex; UTP-C complex. Lineage: Eukaryota; Metazoa; Chordata; Lepidosauria; Squamata; Lacertidae. Gene Ontology annotation, biological process: tRNA export from nucleus; rRNA processing. The annotation marks the transcript as partial.